UCAAUUAAACAACACGAGCUGCAAUUAAAAUUCUACUGUAUUGAACCAAUACAGUCAGUUAACGUAGCAGAAGUUAUGAGUAGGCGACGGAAAUGCAGCAAAUUGGUGGAAUUUGAGAAUGAGAGUGUAGAUGUGUGCAGCGAUGAGGUGCAUUACAAUGAUGAGCUAAAAAAUGUGAGAGCACAGAAUUUAUUUAACAAUCCUGUAUCGGCAUUUCUCGCUACACUGAGCAGCAUAAUUUUCUGGUGCAUCUAUUGGUUGGCAAAAGCGCUGAUUGUGUUUGCUGGUUUCUUUAUGAUUAUUACGUUCAUAUUUCCACACAAAAUCAUUGGGCAUCUCAACCGCUUUAUGGAUCAGCAAAAUGUGGAGCAGUACUUCAAGGACGAAUUGUAAAUUGUGCGGAAAAUAAUCAAGCAUUCUGAAUAGCGCAUUUGAUAGGUAAAAGCAGGACUGUGACGUCAUCAAUAUAAGAGUUAUAAUUUCUUAACAAUUGCCUAAAGAUUUUUAUUGGAACUAAAAGUUUCUUCACAACGUUUUUGUGCAAAAUUAUGUAUUUACUGCUGUAAAGAUGGUUUCUAUAAACACACACUUUCAAAGUUUGAUUUUUAGUUUGCACAAAAAUAUAGUUUUGAAUAAUGAAUUUUAAUAAUACAUAACAAUAAAUAAAAGAAUUACCUUAUACCCGAAAA
Messenger RNA from Bactrocera oleae (olive fruit fly), 689 nucleotides. NCBI's taxonomy places the organism in Eukaryota, Metazoa, Arthropoda, Insecta, Diptera, Tephritidae. The record is from RefSeq and is a predicted model, not a curated record.